UGCUAGCUCAAAGCUAUUCCGAGGUAAUACAAUGCCAUUCUUUCCUUGUUGUUUCUUUAACGAAUUUAGAGCUUAUUACUAGCUCGAAACCCCUCUAGUAUCUAUUGUAUCUAUUGGCGUAGGUAUUAACAAUUAGCCUUGUAUACCUACCACACAAUCAAACAAUAACAAAGCUAUGCGCUUCAUCCGUUGGUAAACGAAACGAUUUAUGAUAUAUCAAAGAAUAACGCAGCUAGAGGCUCAGCCAGGCGUCUCCUCGAUUAACAGAUUCAAUCUGCCAAUCUGCUAAUGUUAUACCUAUGCGACAGUCCGCAUCUUCACAACGAGGGGUGAUGUUUAGGGCCGUGGCCUAGUCUAAACGUCCAUAUGGGCGACAACCAUAGAGUAAACACGUUUGGUAUUUACUACUUACUACUUAGUAGUCACGGCGAAGUAAUGGUCUAGAUUAGGCCUAUUGAAGCUCGUGAGCCGCAAUGUCUACUAUUUCGGUAUCUCAUAUUACCCGGAAGACUUCCCUCCGCGGGCCAUUAUAACACCGUCUGGUGGUUUGUACUAGGUUUAUAUGCCAAAGUUCGCCGUGCUUCAGUGCUCUGGUUUGGCUGUUUAAUCAUGUUAUUCUUCUCUUCUAACUAGAUCAAAUUCAUACCUACUCUAGAAAUGAAGUUGUCUCUAGUUCUUCUGUGGGCGGCAAGCGCUCUUGCCUCCCCUCUCCGCCGGGGCGCUGCGAAGUUAUCUCCAGUCACGCGCAACGGGACCAGUCUUUUGGUCGACGGAAAGGUCUGGAAAAUGGUUGGGCCAAACGUCUACUGGCUAGGUCUUGACGAAAAUGUGACGCCGCCAGCUGGGGAGCCGUUCUAUGCUCCUACCAAAGCCAGCUACCCUACCAAAGAGCGUAUUACCGAGGUGAUGGCAACUGUACAAGCUCUGGGAGGCACCGUGAUUCGCGGGCAUACCUUGGGUAUUAGCACUGGGAACCCCCUGAGUGUUGUGCCCGAACCAGGAGUAGUCAACGAAAAAGCCUUCGAUCCAAUCGACUGGGCUGUCUAUCAAGCAGGUGUAUACGGUAUUAGGCUACUAAUACCGUUGGUGGAUAACUAUGACUAUUAUCACGGAGGGAAAUACAACUUCCUUCGUUGGGCAGGUUUUGACCUGAACCAAAGACGGGAUGAGAAGAACCCUCUAGUUCAGCAAUUCUACACCAAUGCCACCAUCGUCUCUACCUUUAAGGACUAUAUUAAGACGAUUGUAACCCACAGAAACCAGUACAAUAACCUUACCUUUGCUGAAGAUCCUACAAUCUUUGCGUAUGAGACGGGGAACGAGCUCCUCGGUCCCGUAUGGGGUGAUAUGAACUCACCAGCGGACUGGGUCCAGGACAUCGCCAAGUAUGUUAAGAGUCUUGCCCCGCAGAAGCUAGUAGUCGACGGAACUUACGGCAUCAACAAAACCCACCUAAGUAUCGAAGAAAUCGACAUCUUCUCAGACCACAUGUACCCCGUCGACACGGCCAACCUACAAGCGGAUAUCAAACUCGUCGAAGCUGCCGGGCGUCCGUUCUUCGCCGGUGAGUAUGACUGGGUCGGUGGCAACACCGCCAACCUACAGUCCAUGUUCAAGAUCAUCGAGGAGAGUCCUGCCGUUGCGGGUGAUACUUUCUGGAGCCAAUUUGGUCACAAUGCUCCUGACUGCAAAACCUACGUAGACCACAGCGACGGUCUCGCGCUUCAGUACGGCAACCCGAAGAACACGGCGAAUCAGAACAGCCGCAUCCAGCUUAUACGAAAGCACUUCAUCGCCAUGAGCCAGGGCAAGGAGAUUGCGCCGGAUGAGCCUUUGCCUGAGGUGCCGUGCCCGGCCCCUACGUCGCCAUCGUUUCGUUAGGGAAUUAUCUUUGGUCUAUGAUGAUUGGGAUGACGGGGAGAGCUCGUAUUGGGCGGACACUAAUCUAAACUAUCAGUUUAAAGGGGGGCUCUUGUAUUCAUAUAGUCACGGAUUUGAAAGAAGUAUGAAAAACCACGGCACUUAUGACAAAACCUAGGAAUAUUA
Daldinia loculata is the source of this 2046-nucleotide messenger RNA. Its product is annotated as glycoside hydrolase family 5 protein. Gene Ontology annotation, molecular function: hydrolase activity, hydrolyzing O-glycosyl compounds. Lineage: Eukaryota; Fungi; Ascomycota; Sordariomycetes; Xylariales; Hypoxylaceae. The record is from RefSeq and is a predicted model, not a curated record. The transcript has 4 exons. Bases 658 to 1881 code for a protein of 407 amino acids.